This is a messenger RNA of Protomyces lactucae-debilis, 951 nucleotides long. RefSeq lists its product as uncharacterized. The coding region runs from base 1 to 951 and encodes 316 amino acids. The transcript has 2 exons. The record is from RefSeq and is a predicted model, not a curated record. Lineage: Eukaryota; Fungi; Ascomycota; Taphrinomycetes; Taphrinales; Protomycetaceae.
AUGGUGCUUCAUAAUGACAAAUGGAAGAAGAAGGCGACAAAGCUGAACAAUAAGAAGCACGGCGUGUCAAACUACAAGGGCAAAAACACCCAAGGUACGCCCACGCUUGAGCUAGAUGACCAUCCUGAGGCUGUCAGAAGGCGAGAACUUGCUGAAGCUGCUAUGAAUCCACCUGCAGAACCUCAAAGCGUACAAACCCUGGAGAGCGAUACUGCUUCAGAGUUUGACUUUUCAGAAAAUGGUGAUCUUGACAGUGAUGAAGAGGCAAAUGACCAUCGACCAGGACCGGGUCCGAUCAAGGGUCUACCAUCUCAAAGGAUUGCUCGAGACGAUGCAAGUCGCUUGACUGCUUCAAAGGCCGCAGUAUCAAAGACUAUCAAGGAGACGCCUCAUGGACCGACAAGUGCAACGAGUGCUGGUCAAGAUGAAGAUGACGAAUCGGCCACGCCAGGAGUCUAUGCCCGUCGUAAAUUGGUGGAUAACUCGUGGAGAUAUGAAGACGAGUACUUUGACCCUCAUCUGCAAGAGCCAGGCAUGGCUAACAGGACAGAGAUACCAGACGACUUCACAGGUCUGCAAGCUCGAGAGUUUGAGCUCAAUGAAGCCGAACGCGUUCCUGAAAGCAGUACAAGAUCACGCAUACGGCAAGAUGUCAAGCCGAUGGACGACUCAAGCGCUUUUGAAGCUUUGCGAAAGGCACAGCAACAGGAGGAGAUUGCGCGGGACUUGAAAGCACGGUAUGGUGUUCGUCGAGGCUACGCAAAAGUCAGUGAGCCUGCGCUUGACGAUGAUCUGUUCUUCAGCCAACUGGCGUUGCAGAACGUCCCGGAGCAGCCUAUCCCGCUAUCCAGUACUUCCGCGCGCAACGGCACCCCUGAUGAGCCUCUGAAAUCUAGAUCCGAGCAUGACAAGAAGCUGGAGUCCUACCUCGACAAGCUUCUCGGCUUGUGA